AGAGGUGUGAAGGCGCUUCGGGAAAUUCGACACUUCCAGCGCACCACUGAACUGCUUAUUCCUCGUAUUUCCUAUCAGAGAUUAGUUCGGGAAGUUGCUCACAAGGUGUGCUCGUUAUUAUGUUUAUCUCUGAGUUUUCUCAUCGACGAUUUUUAUUUUUUUCAAGAUAUUAAAAGAGCGAGGGAUUACCGAGGAUUAUCGAUGGCAGUCGAACGCGUUGCUUGCGCUUCAGGUGAUGAUCAUGUUUUAAGUUUGUAUAUAAUUGCCACAUUACCUGAAAAAUGCUUCACUUUUUGGUUAGUUACUUGUGAGGUUACGGAGGCAACUGAGGUGUAUCUGACGUGUAUGUUUGAGGACACUAAUCUUGCUGCAAUUCAUGCUCGUCGUGUGACGAUCAUGCCGAAAGACAUAAGUUUGGUGAGAAGAAUCCGUGGGGAGAAUGUCACUAUGCCUCUGAAUAAAUGA
Haemonchus placei is the source of this 465-nucleotide messenger RNA. The record is from the annotation of a GenBank genome assembly. Lineage: Eukaryota; Metazoa; Nematoda; Chromadorea; Rhabditida; Trichostrongylidae.